AUGAUGGACGAGUUCGCCUCGGAAUCGGACAGCGACUACACGAGCUACUGGCGCGACUGGUUCAUCUCAUCCCGGGGCAAUGAAUACUUUUGCGAGAUCGACGAGGACUACUUGACAGACCGUUUCAACCUGACCGGACUUAACACGGAAGUUCAGUACUACCAGUAUGCCCUCGACCUUAUCACCGAUGUUUUCGAUCUCGACUGCGACGAUGAGAUGCGGGAAACAAUAGAAAAGUCGGCUCGGCAUCUUUACGGUCUCAUCCACGCUCGUUAUGUAGUAACAACACGAGGACUGGCUAAAAUGCUUGACAAGUACAAGAAAGCAGACUUUGGCAAAUGCCCGCGAGUCUUCUGUCACUCCCAUCCACUCCUGCCCAUGGGCCAGACCGACGUUCCCAGCCAAAAGGCCGUCAAGCUCUACUGCGUGCGGUGCGAGGAUGUCUACAACCCCAAGUCAAGCCGCCACGCCGCCAUCGACGGCGCGUACUUCGGCACGUCCUUCCACAACAUCAUGUUUCAGGUCUACCCGGCGCUUGUUCCACCCAAGAGCGCGGAGCGAUACAUACCGCGGGUCUACGGCUUCAAAGUGCACGCCUCAGCGGCGCUGAUCCGAUGGCAGAACGGCAACAGGGCGGACAUGCUACGGCGGUUGCGGAAACUCGAGGUCGAGAGCGGUUUCAAGGACGACGUCGUGGAGGACGAUCUGGAUGAGGAAGAGGAGGAAGAUGAUCUCGGCGCGGACGGAGCGGAGGGCGGUGGUGAUGCCAUGCACGUGCAGUGGGACGCACGACAAAUAGGGUUGCCAGUCCUCAACGGCCGUGGGUCCAGACACGGCCGCAGUGACAUUGCUACCAUCGUCCAGCCAUACAGGCCGUCGGGAGAGUAGCCUAGUCCCUAUGUAGUCAAAUAGCUCCCAUCUGGCAAGCCGCGUCCGACGCCUGGUCGCUGCACAACCACCCUGCCUUUGUCUCCUUUGGUCUCGUAGUCUGGCUCGUGGGGAUCCAACCGUUGCAUGUUUGGGUCUAGUUCGGGCUUGGAAGCGUCAGUUUGUCCCCGAACGUCGUGGUUCGUUUUGGCCACGGCCGCGAGUGCAUGGGCACCAUCAUGGGUUGACGUUCC
Microdochium trichocladiopsis is the source of this 1121-nucleotide messenger RNA. Its product is annotated as casein kinase II, regulatory subunit. Gene Ontology annotation, molecular function: protein kinase regulator activity. The record is from RefSeq and is a predicted model, not a curated record. The coding region runs from base 1 to 888 and encodes 295 amino acids. NCBI's taxonomy places the organism in Eukaryota, Fungi, Ascomycota, Sordariomycetes, Xylariales, Microdochiaceae. Gene Ontology annotation, cellular component: cytoplasm; protein kinase CK2 complex. The transcript has 4 exons.